This is a messenger RNA of Parasteatoda tepidariorum (common house spider), 1660 nucleotides long. Its product is annotated as synaptic vesicular amine transporter-like. Lineage: Eukaryota; Metazoa; Arthropoda; Arachnida; Araneae; Theridiidae. Gene Ontology annotation, cellular component: synaptic vesicle membrane; terminal bouton. Gene Ontology annotation, molecular function: serotonin:sodium:chloride symporter activity. The record is from RefSeq and is a predicted model, not a curated record. Gene Ontology annotation, biological process: aminergic neurotransmitter loading into synaptic vesicle; transmembrane transport.
GCUAACUGAUAACGCACAUCAAAAUGACGCAAGACAUGACAGAAAGUAAUUGCAUUCUGGACUUCAUGACGAAAUUCAGAGGUUCCCGACGUUUGGUUCUACUCAUUGUAGCUGUAGCACUGCUAUUGGAUAACAUGCUACUGAGCUCUGUUGUGCCUAUCAUUCCUGCAUAUCUUUAUGAGCUACAUCAUCAGCAAGAUUUGAAGAAGCUAAACGUGACCGAUCGUCCGACAUCCUCCAAAACCACAGAAACCAAUUUACGCGCAGAAGGAUUGGUGGCACAAGAUUUGAGAACAACAACACCAUCGCUUCAGGAACUGUGUGAUCGACUUCAAACUCCGGAGGACUCGAGUUCCAAUGGUCGAAAGAAGCAAAGGGGUAGAGGUAAGAAUGUCGUGACAACUACUGAAGAGGAAGAAGAGGCUGAAACGACGACAGAACCCGCGAUAACGACAUUGUCGCCAGAAAUGAAAGAGCUGCGUCAUCAUGAAUUAGUAGAAGAGAAUGUGGAAGUGGGCAUUAUGUUUGCCUCUAAACCGAUUGUCCAAGCAAUAACAAAUCCAUUCAUUGGACCGCUUACAAACAGAAUAGGAUACAGCAUUCCUAUGUUUAGUGGUUUUGUAAUAAUGUUUGUUUCAACACUGCUUUUUGCCAUGGGUACGAGCUAUCCAAUGUUAUUUAUUGCCAGAUCUUUACAAGGUGUUGGAUCUGCGUGUACAAGUGUAGCAGGUAUGGGGAUGUUGGCGGCUUUCUAUCCAGAUGACAGAGAAAGGGGAAAUGCUAUGGCUCUAGCACUCGGUGGUUUGGCUCUGGGUGUGAUGAUUGGUCCUCCAUUUGGAGGAGUCAUGUACGAGUUUGUUGGACGUGCUGCUCCUUUCCUUAUAUUAGCUUUCAUAUCACUCUUUGAUGGAUUGUUACAGCUAUUGGUUCUUCAACCUAAAGUAACGAAAGAAGAGCAAGAAGGAGCUUCACUGCUCACACUCAUCAGAGAUCCUUACAUUUUGGUUGCAGCUGGGGCCAUAACGUUUGCCAACAUGGGUAUAGCGACGCUUGAGCCGUCACUCCCUCUUUGGAUGAUGGACACAAUGAAUGCCCCUAAAUGGCAACAGGGGGCAGCAUUCUUACCCGCAAGCAUUUCUUAUUUAAUUGGAACUAACGUUUUUGGACCUCUCGGACACAGGAUCGGAAGGUGGCUCUCCUCUAUGAUUGGACUCUUAGUGAUUGGAGUUUGCCUUAUUAUGAUUCCAUUCGCAACUAACAUAACGCACCUCAUCGUACCCAACGCAGGAAUUGGUUUUGCAAUCGGUAUGGUAGAUUCUUCCAUGAUGCCUAUGCUAGGCUAUCUAGUAGACAUAAGACACACGUCUAUAUAUGGAAGUGUAUAUGCCAUUGGAGAUGUAGCUUUUUGUGUUGGCUUCGCAAUAGGUCCUAUGAUGAGUGGAAGCAUAGUAAAAGCUAUUGGCUUCACAGGUUUAGUGUGGUGCAUAGCAGUUGUUAGUUUCGUAUAUGCUCCUCUAAUGUUUCUAUUACGAAAACCACCUGGUAGAGCAGAGGAUCAAGUAAGUACCAUCAAUUCAUAAUAUCAGUAAUUAGUGGAAAAAAUGAAUAGUUGGGGAACCUAUAAGUCUCUUUAUGUACAGCGAAGGUAAUACUAAACAGU